Messenger RNA from Lolium rigidum, 1209 nucleotides. RefSeq lists its product as uncharacterized. The transcript is spliced from 3 exons. The record is from RefSeq and is a predicted model, not a curated record. The coding region runs from base 1 to 1209 and encodes 402 amino acids. Gene Ontology annotation, molecular function: endopeptidase inhibitor activity. NCBI's taxonomy places the organism in Eukaryota, Viridiplantae, Streptophyta, Magnoliopsida, Poales, Poaceae.
AUGAAUUUCCUUCUUUUCCUCCUCCAGCUUCUCGCCAUCUCUCUCCCUUGCAUUCCAAUAACUGUUGCCGAACUGGUCUAUGACAUAGAAGGUAAGGAGCUAAGUAGCAAGGGAAACUACUACAUCCUCCCAGCCAAACAUUUGAGUGGUGGUGGCCUUACAACAAGCCCAAGUGGCUGGCUAUGUCUGCAUUUCGUGCUCCAGGAGCGCAACACCACUCUCCUUGGCACCCCCAUGCGGUUUACGCCAUUGCCGUGGAGAAGAUCAACUAAGGAGCCGAUCCGGCUCUCAAGCGAUAUAUGGAUCGAGUUCCAUGACCUUGAUAGUUUCUGCGCAACAAGGCUAGAUUGGCACCUCACCGAUCGUUUGCCUCAGACUUUGUCAGGACGUCGUCAGCUAUUAGGCGCUGGCAACGAGGACGGUGGAAGGUCGUUUGGCGUCUUCCGAAUCGACAAAAAUGGAGCGAACGUGACGGGAUACAAGCUAAUGGCGUGCGCCAAGAAAGAUUCGUGCAACGAUCUUGGCUUGUAUGCAUCUAAGGAUAAUACUUGGUUGGCUGUGAGCGAUGAGCCGCUCAUGGUGACCUCGUAUAUCGACGACAUGAAUUUCCUCCUUUUCCUCCUCCAGCUUCUCGCCAUCUCUCUCCCUUGCAUUCCAAGAAAUGUUGUCGAACUAGUCUAUGACACAAAAGGUAAGGAGCUAACUAGAAAGCACAACUACUAUAUUCUCCCGGCCAAAUGCCUAAGUGGCGGUGGCCUUACAACAAUUCCCGCUGGCGAACAAUGUCUCCAUUUCGUGCUCCGGGAGCGCAACAAUACAAACCUUGGCACACCCCUGCAUUUGACACCAUUACCAUGGAAAAUAUCAACUCAAGAGCCGAUCCGGUUGUCGAGCGACAUCUGGAUUGAGUUCCAUGACCUUGAUAGUUUCUGCGCAACAAUGCUAGAUUGGCACCUCUCCGAUCGUUCCCUGGAGACAUUAUCAGGAAGGCAUCAGCUAUUGGCCGCUAGCAAGGAAUGGGGUGAAAGGUCGUUCGGUGUGUUCCGAAUCGAGAAAUAUGGAGCGGACGUGAUGGGAUACAAGCUAAUGGUGUGCGCCAAGAAAGAGGCUUGCAAGGAUCUGGGUGUGUAUGCUUCCAAGGAUAAGACCUGGUUGCCUGUGAUUGACGAGUUGCUUAUGGUUGUGUUUGUGAGGAAGACAUCGUAUUAG